Messenger RNA from Triplophysa rosa, 3266 nucleotides. RefSeq names its product cytochrome P450 1B1-like. The transcript has a single exon. Lineage: Eukaryota; Metazoa; Chordata; Actinopteri; Cypriniformes; Nemacheilidae. The record is from RefSeq and is a predicted model, not a curated record. Gene Ontology annotation, molecular function: heme binding; oxidoreductase activity, acting on paired donors, with incorporation or reduction of molecular oxygen; iron ion binding. The coding region runs from base 260 to 1846 and encodes 528 amino acids.
UUGGAAAGGUGAGAGCAGAAAAGAACACUCGACUCAAACGUCUGCCUCUCGAUUGAUUGUCAUACUUAUGAUUUUUGCAAACUGAUGCUUUGAAAUGGGAGAGUUUGCGUUGUGUUUUUUGCUGGCAUAAAGAAGGGAAAUAUUACAUGACCACUUGAUACAAAUUCUGUGUUUUUCUUCAUUUUAUUUUUCAACGGUGUCCUUUUGAGCAGGAAAAAGAACAUUUUCAUCCUCCUAAAAAGAAUAAAAGUUCUUCGGAAUGGCGCCGAACGACGCUGAUUUUGGACUCCAGGGCAGCAGCAUCAUUAAGGAAUGGACGGGGCAGGUCCAGCCGGCUCUCAUGGCAUCAUUCAUCAUCCUCUUCUUCAUGGAGGCGUGGCUGUGGGUCAGGAACCUCACGUUCAAGAGAAGGUUGCCGGGCCCGUUCGCCUGGCCCGUUGUGGGCAACGCCAUGCAGCUGGGACAAAUGCCACAUAUCACUUUUUCCAAGCUGGCGAAAAAGUAUGGAAACGUCUACCAGAUCCGACUGGGCUGCAACGACAUCGUGGUGCUGAACGGUGAUGCAGCCAUACGACAGGCGCUCGUCCAGCGUGGCACGGAAUUCGCCGGCCGACCAGAUUUUGCGUCGUUUCGGAUGAUAUCCGGGGGUCGAAGCAUGACGUUCAGUAACUACAGCAAACAGUGGAAGAUGCACCGCAGAGUCGCCCAGUCCACUUUGAGGGCGUUCUCGUCAGCCAACAGCAAAACCAAAAAAGCCUUCGAGCAGCACGUGGCCGGGGAAGCCAUGGACCUGGUCCAGAUUUUCCUCAGGCUCAGCGCGGACGGGCGAUACUUCGACCCGUCCCACGAACUCACGGUCGCUGCCGCCAACGUCAUAUGCGCGCUUUGCUUCGGGAAGCGCUACGGCCACGAUGACCCCGAGUUCAGGACGCUCCUGGGUCGUGUGGCUAAGUUUGGAGAGACGGUGGGAGCCGGCAGUUUGGUUGAUGUCAUGCCCUGGCUGCAAUCCUUUCCCAACCCGGUGCGAAGCGUCUACCGCAACUUCAAGAACCUCAACGAGGAGUUUUUCACUUACGUAAAGGAUAAAGUCGUGCAGCACCGAGACACAUACGACCCCCGUGUGACCCGUGACAUCAGCGACGCCAUCAUCGGGGUCAUCGAGCACGGGAAAGACAGCACGCUCACACUGAGCAAAGACUACGUGGAAGGGACGGUCACAGAUCUCAUCGGAGCAGGACAGGACACCGUCUCCACCGCCCUGCACUGGAUGCUGCUUCUGUUGGUGAAAUAUCCAUCGAUCCAAAGCAAACUUCACGAGCAGAUCGAUAAAGCGGUGGGUCGUGACAGACUCCCCUCGAUAGAAGACAAAAGCGCUCUGGCUUACCUGGACGCGUUCAUCUACGAGACCAUGCGCUACACCAGUUUUGUGCCGGUCACCAUACCGCACUCCACCACCUCCGACGUGACCAUCGAGGGUGUCCACAUCCCCAAAGACACCGUGGUGUUCAUCAAUCAGUGGUCCGUCAACCACGACCCCGAGAAGUGGCGAGACCCUCAUAUCUUCGACCCGUCCAGAUUCUUGGAUGAGAACGGAGAUCUGGAUAAAGACCUGACCAACGGCGUCAUGAUAUUCUCCACGGGUAAGAGGAGGUGCAUUGGUGACCAGAUCGCCAAGGUGGAGAUUUUUUUGGUCUCGGCGAUCCUGCUGCAUCAGUGCUCGUUCGAGAGAAGCGCAUCGCAGGACGUCUCUCUGGACUGCUCGUACGGUUUGACGCUGAAGCCUCUCCAUUUCACAAUCUCGGCAAAGCUCAGAGGAAAACUUCUUGGCUUGGUGUCUCCGGCAUGAGCGAAAAGCAUUUCUUCUUUCUCACAGUGCCCAUGUUGUGACUGAAAAGACUGAAUCUUGCAAGCGUAUAUUCAACAUAACAAUGAGUAUUAGUGAAGCUGCACUGAAUGAUGUAAUAUUCUGUGUUAUAUUUAACAAAUAUACAUGUAUGUUAUAAUUGAAGGGACAGUUCACCUACUAUGAAAAUUCAUUUACUCGCCCUCGCCACCUGUUGUUUUUUUCGUCCGCAGAACACAAAAGAAGAUAUUUUGAAGAAUGACACUCAACUCCAUUGAAUGAACACAAAACCACUGAGACAUUUCUCAAAAUAUCUUCUUUUGUGUUCCACUCAAGCAAGACUCGCAUACAGAUUUACGACCACACGAGAGUGAAUAAAUGACAGAAUUUGUAUUCUUGGGUGAACUGUCCCUUUAAAUAAUGAAUUCAAUCACAUCCAUAGAAUGUGUGUGUCCGGUCGUUGACAGACUCUUUAAUCUCUUUAUUUACGUUUUAAAAGCAGGACUGCAAUGUAUGAUGUUCAUGGUGAAAUAGAAAGCCACUGUAUUAAUGAUUCUGAUAUAAUAUCAUGCAAUGGUUUGUUAGUAAUGUGUUUCAGAACAUGCGUUUCCCUUCAUUCGUUCAUUUUUUUAUGCAGAGUUUGCAAAGACAUUCAGUAAACUGAUGUGAUUAUAAGCUUCAGGUAUUUAAAAGCCUUUAUAUUUAUACUUACCACACAGUUAGUCUUUCGAUAAACACUAUUCUUGUCAAAUAAUGCAUCGUAUGUUUUGAACGAGAUUCUGUUCAGUAAAUCUGUGCAAUAGAAGUGUUGCUAUAAACAUCAAAUAUGACCAGAUGUUCAGAUUCAGAACAUGAGGUGGUCUUCAGUGUCCCGCUCUUCAUCAUGAUGGCAUCCCACUGCAAAAAAAAGGGGGCGAGAGAAAAAUCACGAUGUUACUCUGUAUUUUUGCCGUAAACAUCCUUAAAACAAGAUUUAUUGUUCAUGUUUUUUUCCUUUUGAAUUCCAUUGGCGAAAAGCAUCGCAAUGUCUUUUUAUAAAAUUGUCUAUCAUUUUGCAAGCAAAUAAAUCUCGCUUUAAGGGAGUUUAGAUAAGAGUGUUGAAAAUAAAUGUGCUCUUCGUGAUGUCAUCUCGUCUUGAUGACGUCAUCGUAAAGGUUCUCUUAAAUCCUCCUUUACGGUACCUACAAAAUCAAACAUGUUGGUGAAAAUCUGAUGAAUUUCCAGGAUUUGUUCCUAUAUUGUAUAAUAAGCAUUAUGGUCAUGUUUACACUGAACGUCUUUAGAAUUAAAGUGCAUGUCUUCAGGAAUUCAUACCACUUAUUUGGAAAUCACAUUUGUAUCCAGGCAUUCUUAGAUUAUAUGUGUUUUUAUGUUUUUACUCAAGGUAAAUAAGCUACAUGUGGACUAAAUAAAACGCUGUUUA